AUGGCAUCUACUAACUAUGCGCACCACUUCACUGAGAAGAACAUUCCUUUCGGAAUAGCUUCAUCACAGUCUCACAAGACUCCUCAAGCUGUUACUAGGCUUGGAAACACCGUGAUAUUCCUGAAUGAUCUCGUCGAACAAUUAUUCAAGAAUGUUGAUGGCCUUCCUCAGGGAGUAUUCAACGAAGAGACUUUGAAUUCCUUUGCCGCUCUCCCCAAAACGGUGCAUCAGAAUAUCCGAAAGAAAAUCCAACAAAGCUUUCAAAAUAAUGGCCUUGAUGGGUUCCCCUCAAGCAGCCAAGAAGACAUCAAUGAUGUGACGAUGCAUUUACCAGUAGAAAUCAAAGAUUUUGCAGACUUUUCCUGCUCUCUUGACCACGUCAUAAACGCAGGCCGUAUAGUAGUCAACAACGGAACGCCGCCUCCCGGCUUCUUCAAGUUCCCAGUUGGUUACCAAGGCCGAACAGGCUCUAUCGUCGUUUCAGGAACGGACAUUGAGCGUCCUUAUGGACAGUUCAAGAACCCUGCUGCACCUGAAGGAGACGAUCCUAUUACUUAUGCGCCGUCUCAGAAGGUUGAUUAUGAAGUUGAGCUUGCUGCUGUUGUUGGAAAGUCGUUACCUAUGAGGAAGAGACUUCACGCUAAGGAUGCUGAGGAGCAUAUCUUUGGUUUUGUGAUUCUUAAUGAUUGGAGUGCUCGUGAUAUUCAAGGGUUUGAAAUGUUCCCUCUCGGCCCUUUCAACGGCAAGAGUCUAGGAACUUCCAUCUCUCCCUGGAUCAUCACUCUCGAUGCUCUAGAACCCUUCAGAACAAAGCCCCAAGAACAGAAAGCUAUAUCAGCUGCAUACCUCCAGCAUCCCAGCCCCUCAACAUUCUCCAUCACACUGAAAGUUGACGUCUUGGCAAACAACACCACCACAACUCUUGGUGUUUGUCCAGUUGAGUCUCUAUACUGGACUCCUCAGCAGAUGGUCGCACACUCUGUUAGUUCGGGCAGUGCGCUCAGGACCGGUGAUCUUCUGGCUACGGGUACCGUUUCUGGUUCUGAGGAGACAAGUCGAGGUUGUAUGCUUGAGAGUACAGAGGGAGGCAGCAGGCCUGUGACUUUGAGCGAUGGGUCCAAGAGAGGAUUUCUUGAGGAUGGUGAUGUUGUGAGGAUAACAGGAUCUGUUGGUGGAGAUGAGUCGGGUGUUGGGUUUGGAGAAUGUAUCGGUCAGCUUACAGCUGCUCGGCCAUAUUGA
Molecule: messenger RNA, 1239 nt
Organism: Fusarium subglutinans
Lineage: Eukaryota; Fungi; Ascomycota; Sordariomycetes; Hypocreales; Nectriaceae
Product: fumarylacetoacetate hydrolase
Exons: 3
Coding region: 1-1239 (412 amino acids)
Biological process (GO): homogentisate catabolic process; L-phenylalanine catabolic process; L-tyrosine catabolic process
Molecular function (GO): fumarylacetoacetase activity
Source: RefSeq, a predicted model, not a curated record